This is a messenger RNA of Anarrhichthys ocellatus (wolf-eel), 1869 nucleotides long. RefSeq names its product RNA binding motif protein 42 (gene rbm42). The transcript has 12 exons. The record is from RefSeq and is a predicted model, not a curated record. Gene Ontology annotation, molecular function: mRNA binding. The coding region runs from base 332 to 1537 and encodes 401 amino acids. NCBI's taxonomy places the organism in Eukaryota, Metazoa, Chordata, Actinopteri, Perciformes, Anarhichadidae.
CUCAUUGAAGGUAACCCAUAGCUCGUACAGCAUGUAGUGCAUCCUUCUUUUUAAUUUAAACAUGUAUAUUCCUACAAAGCAACUAGGUUAACUAGUGUAGAAAUCAAUAAGAUAAUCCCGCAGGGGUUAACGUUGACGUUAGCGGUUAGCUGGCUGAUACUGUAACGUUAUUUAGGUUCUUUGCUGGUUCUUUGCUAGCUUAGCUACCGUCUGUUGUGCUAGCUAACGCUACAUAACGUUAGCUCAGUAAAGAAGCUAAGCGUGUUAAGUCAACUCAGUCAGCAAGAGGCAGCGAUUCAUAUCGAAAGCGGCAACAAUAUAUACAUAAAGCAUGGCGCUCAAGUCAGGAGAGGAGCGUCUGAAAGAGAUGGAGGCUGAGAUGGCUCUUUUUGAGCAGGAGGUUCUCGGUGGUCCAGUGCCAGCGCCAGGAAGCCCCCCUCUCAUGGAGGCCUUACCCAUAGCUCUUUCUGUCCCAGCGGUUGAAAUGGUGCGACACAUUAUCGGCACCAACACCUACAGACAGGUCCAGCAGACAUUAGAUGCCAGAGCUGCUAGUUUCGUUGGUCCUCCACCGCCGGUCUUUGCAGGACCAGUCCCUCCAGUACGUCCUCCCAUGCUGAGACCAGCCUUCGUCCCCCAUAUCCUGCAGAGACCUGUUGGUCCGAGGAUGCAGAUGAUGCGUGGUCCUCCAAUAGCUCCUCCUCUGCCCCGGCCUCCUCCACCGCCUCCCAUGAUGCUCCCUCCUUCCAUGCAGGGCCAGACACCUCCGGGUGCCUCUCACCCCAACCAGCACAUGGCCCCCCACCCUCAGCUCCGCAAUAUAGUCUCGAUGGCCCCGCCCACAAGACAGGGAGCUUUGCCUCCCGGCAAACAGACGCCGUCGAUCAUCCAGGCGGCACCGACCGUGUACUCCGCUCCUCCGGUCUCGUCUGGACACAAAAGAGUGGACGUUCGAGCUCAGAGACAAGCCAGAAUGGAGGAGCUGGCGGCGCGGGUAGCAGAGCAGCAGGCAGCGGUGAUGGCAGCAGGUCUGCUGGACAAGAAGGAGAGCGAAGACAGCGGCGCCGUCAUUGGACCCAACAUGCCUGAGCCCGACCCCCCCCACACCGAGCCUGUGGAAAGCGCUACAGAGGACAAAAAGAGAGCGAGGGCGGAGAAGGUGAAGAAGUGUAUCCGUACUGCAGCGGGGACCAGCUGGGAGGACUCCAGUCUGUUGGACUGGGAAUCAGAUGAUUUCCGUAUAUUCUGCGGUGAUCUCGGCAACGAGGUGAAUGACGACAUCCUGGCCAGAGCCUUCAGCAGAUACCCGUCUUUCCUCAAAGCUAAGGUGGUGAGAGACAAACGCACAGGAAAGACCAAAGGCUACGGCUUCGUCAGCUUCAAGGAUCCAAACGACUACGUCAGAGCCAUGCGAGAGAUGAACGGAAAGUAUGUUGGCAGUCGUCCCAUCAAACUGAGGAAGAGCAUGUGGAAGGACCGCAACAUGGAAGUGGUGCGCAAGAAGCAGAAAGAGAAGAAGAAACUGGGCCUCAGAUAGGGACAGUGUGUGUUGUGUUGCCCAGUGGACCGACAACAUUGCGUAGAGCGUGACUCUCUUUGGGAUCUGUCCGAUCAGGAGACGUACUGAGAUUGUAUAGGUGUCGACUCUUUUUUUUUUUCUUCCUUAAAUAAAACCAUAAUUUCGUAGUUAUGUUCAUUGUUCAUUGUACCAGAAGAGCUUUUUACUACUUGUAUGAGUACUGAUUGGGAUUCAAUUCCAUUGUUUGGUCGCUGUAUUUAUAUUAGUUGUUCCCAAACUUUUUGGCUUGUGACCUCGUUAUGGACAAGAGGUGAAAGUAUUUCUGACAAAUAAAAUUUUCUUUACUUUUA